Messenger RNA from Plectropomus leopardus (leopard coralgrouper), 1593 nucleotides. RefSeq names its product mitochondrial ribosomal protein S5 (gene mrps5). Gene Ontology annotation, molecular function: structural constituent of ribosome; RNA binding. Gene Ontology annotation, biological process: translation. The record is from RefSeq and is a predicted model, not a curated record. NCBI's taxonomy places the organism in Eukaryota, Metazoa, Chordata, Actinopteri, Perciformes, Serranidae. Gene Ontology annotation, cellular component: ribosome.
UCCAACAUGGCGGCGUCCAUACGGGUGUGCUGUGCCCUCCGCAUCACAGCCGGAGUUGCAGCACCCCUCCGAACAUUAGGCGGAGCAGUUCCGAUUUCCCACUUGGCGAGUCGAGCCUCGGCUUCCUCACUCCAAAGAAACUCUUCAGUUCCACUGUUUCCUGCAACCGCUUGGCAGCAAACCAGGCACGGCAGCUUCUUCAACAAGUUGACGGCUGUGGAGCUGUGGAGAGGUGUGUUGGCAGAGUCAGGUGCCGGAGCCAGGAAGGGCCGAGGGAAGAGAACCAAACGCAGACUGAGGACAGACUUGAACCGAGGACAAAACAUCGGAGAAGGUCGUGGUGGUUUUCUGUGGCCUGGUCUGAACUCUCCGGUGCUGAGGGCCGGGAGUGUGCAGAGCGUGAGUCGAAGAAGCGAGAGCGAGCAGCAGGAUUUGCAAGCUGAAAUAGUGCGUCAGAGGGAUGAGCGGGAAAGGAAGAAGAAGAUGAGGGUGAAGAGGGAAAGAGGAUGGACGGGAUACUCCUGGGGGGGCACCAGCUUAGGCCCCCCUGACCCUGGACCCAACGGAGAAACCUACGAGGACUUCGAAUCGCGUAUCAUUGAGGUGAAGAGUGUGUUCAACAUGACAGCCAAGGAGGGCAGGAAGAGGUCCAUCAGCUGUCUGGUCGCUGUGGGAAACGGCAACGGAGCUGCAGGCUUUGCUUUGGGUAAAGCAGCGGACAGACCCACAGCUUUGAGGAAGGCCAAAAACAGAGCCAUCAACUACUUGCACUUCAUAGAAAGAUACAACAACAAGACCAUUUAUCAUGACAUUGAAUCCAAGUGCAAGAGGACGACGCUUCACAUGAAGAAACAACCCGAAGGUCAUGGUCUGCACUGCCACCGGGCGGUCAUCACUCUGUGCAAGCUGAUCGGCAUCCAGGACAUGUACUGUAAAUUAGAGGGAUCUGCCAAUCUGCUCAACAUCACCAGAGCCCUCUUCACUGGAUUAGCCAAGCAGGAAGUCCACCAGAAUCUGGCUGACAAGAAGAAGCUUCAUGUCGUCGAGUUUGAUUCACGGCGAGGCCCGCUUCUUGUUGUGGCGACUCCGAAAGACGGGGCACGACCCAACCCGGAGCGUGAGGACGACAUCCCCAACACCCGGCUGCACUGGGACAACGUACGAGCCGCUCAGGGCACCAAACGUUCGAUCUGGGCGCAUGUCAAACACACCAUCUGGUAGUGUGGGAGACAGAUGAUCGGACUGAUAGAGGCUGGGAUUGUCAGAACUCGGCGACUGAUUUUUAGCUAAAAGCUGAAAAUAUGUGAAGAAUAAGAACAUUUUAUCUCAAGCAGAUUAUCAGCUUUUGUUAAUAAAUCUAGUGCGUUGUGUUUGUUUUGCCAACAGAGUUACAUUUUUUACCACAGAGGACAUCCCAUUUGAAAACAUAAUUCUCAAGAUACAUACAGUGAAGGCCAAUAGUGACAUUUAGUCAAAUAUUUAUGUCCUAGAUAUCAAUGUUUGCUUAAUAACUGUAAAAAAAAUCCCUUAUCCACCUGGAGUCAUUGCAAAAUACAUUAUGUAUCAAUGCAAUAAAAUAUGGAUCUGUAACAA